This is a messenger RNA of Trypanosoma rangeli, 454 nucleotides long. Its product is annotated as fructose-bisphosphate aldolase, glycosomal. Gene Ontology annotation, molecular function: fructose-bisphosphate aldolase activity. Gene Ontology annotation, biological process: fructose 1,6-bisphosphate metabolic process; glycolytic process. The transcript has a single exon. Gene Ontology annotation, cellular component: cytosol. NCBI's taxonomy places the organism in Eukaryota, Euglenozoa, Kinetoplastea, Trypanosomatida, Trypanosomatidae. The record is from RefSeq and is a predicted model, not a curated record. The annotation marks the transcript as partial.
GGUGGUGUCUGCCCUACAACGCCACGGUGUGGUGUGGGAGGGAUGCCUGCUGAAGCCCAACAUGGUGGUGCCUGGCGCGGAGUCCGGGAAGAAGGCGACGCCCGAGGAGGUGGCACAGUACACCGUGUCAACACUCGCGCGUGUGCUUCCCCCAGCCCUGCCCGGCGUGACCUUCCUGUCGGGCGGUCUCAGUGAAGUGCAGGCCACGGAGUACCUGAACGCCAUGAACCGUUGCAGUCUACCACGUCCGUGGAAGCUGACCUUCUCGUACGCACGCGCCCUGCAGUCGAGUGCCCUCAAGGCGUGGGGCGGCAAGGAUGCCGGCAUCGCGGCUGGUCGCCGUGCGUUUAUGCACCGCGCGAAGAUGAAUUCUCUUGCGCAGCUCGGUCGCUACAACCGCGCCGAUGAUGACAAGGAAUCGCGGUCGCUCUACGUCGCUGGCCACUCCUACUGA